UGGGGCCUUCCUUUCAAACACCUGCUUUAUCUCUCUCGCUCGCUCCUUUUCCCUUUUCUCAAUCACUCUAUUUCUUUCCCUUCCUUUUUUUUUUUUUUUUUGCAGAUCUGCACGGCUGCGUUCACAGCAGGGGAGACGCAUGAGAGAGACACGAACCAUGGUUCAGCUUUUCCCAUGUCCAGCCUCGGAUGCCGUGGCGCUCUCCGAGUCUAUGGACGAGAGGGACGCUGAGCUGGACGGCAGCCCGGCGCACUCUCCUCGCACCCUCACGGCUCUCCAGCUGGCCCUGAACCCAUCCGAGACGGUCUACCAUGGAUACGAGACCUACAUCGAGGAGGGGCUCCUUUGCCUCCGACACAAGAUCCGCAACAUUGAGAAGAAGAAGCUCAAGCUGGAAGGCUAUCAAGCGCGAUUAAAGAACGGGGACAUGCUAAAUCCAGACCAACUGGAGGCAGUUGGGAGGUAUGAAGAAGUGAUUCACAACCUGAAGUUUGCCAAAGAGUUACAGAUGACUCUUCAUGCUCUCACUCAGGAUCUGUUGAAGGCCCAGAGGAAGGCCGUGCGGCACGAGCAGGUUCAGAGAUCCGAGAGCGAACAGAGGCGUUUCAGUACGAUGCUGCAGGUCCAAUACGUUCUGCGCAGUCUCCAGAGGCACGACGUCAGGAAAACCUUCAGCACGUGCGAACAGGCUCGAUACCUAAGCAUGCAGGAAGUGGAGAAGCUGCUGAACCUCGCGACGAUGCUGGCCUGCAAGAGGGACGAGAGGAUGAGUUUGGAAGAUCAAAUGGAACAGGCCUCUUUUGUUUACAUGGACCUACUGGAUGGCAAAGACAAACCAGUUGCUGGCUCGACAUACAAAUCCCUGAAGGAAAAGCUCCUCAGGCUGGUGGACUCGGGUUUAUUUGAUCACCUCCCAGAACCUGAAGAAAAUCCAAAAAAGGAUGAAGUACAAAAACCUGACUCUUCUACAUCAAAACCAAGCUCCUUAAAUGCUGUGAGUAGUUCGACCUCGGACGUGACUUCUCGGCAGUUUUCAAACAGACGCUACGUCAAGGAGCGUGACCCCACACCACCCGGUCAGGGCGUGAACCUCAACGUGGAGCCUCCCACCUGGAAAGGGGAGUUUUUAGCUCUGAAAGAACAGGAACCACCCGAUUCCUGGGACAUGGAGCUUACAGAUCCGCCAGCGUCCUCCAAAAUGGUGUUGCAGAAACCGUGGAAAGGAGCUGCAGGAUUCAUCCCGAAGUCCAUGGUCACCUUGAAGCCUGCUGUCGAGACUAAACAGAAACGUCAAAGGAAAAAUAAAGGAAGCCAUGGCCUUAAAUCUGAUGUCCAGAUCAAGAAGGCCGUACCUGUGGAGGUGUUUAACUCUCCAUCCUCUCUGGCUAAAGAUCCUGCCCUGCGCAGACAACAGCUCGAUCACCUGAUGGAUCAGAUCACGGGAUCCUUCAGCUUUAUUCAGGACUCUCUGCUGGAUGGAGAAGCCACGCCUGGGAACGGCCGUACCAGAGGUCUGCGCCUGUCUCCCGGCUCCUCUCCCCUGGCUCAGACGAUCCCGACUGACCUCCUGCCUCCAUCCCAGAAUUCAACUCCUCUUCAUGGCCACAAGUGUCCUGGAGAUGCCCAAAGCUCUCUGGCUAAUGGAGAUCAGCCCACGGACACCUCAGAUUUGAAGCUGCACGCUGAAGACAGCUUGCAUGUGACUCAAGAUAAAGGCUUCACGUCUCCACCUCUGUACUGCAGAGAGCCCUGCAUCUCCGUAACUCACGACACUAAAAACACGAGACAGGCAGGAAAGCAGCCACUUUCGAAUGGAGAGAUUCCCACACCUGUCCUGGCCCAGACCUUCACCACUCCACCCAACAGAAGAUCUCUACCUCCGACCAGCACCGCAUCCUUCAGCAGCCUGCACUCUGUGUUCAGUGGUGAGGUUCCUAUGACCAGAAGCUCGGAGCUGAAAACCGAAGAAAGCGGCUUUUUAGAGUCUGUGUGUCUGAGCUACAGUACAGCGAGCACCAUGAGCCACAGCACGGCGAGCACACAGACGCCACCGGAGCUCAGCCUGCCGCAGGAUGACCUGCAGAUGGAGAGUGCAUACCUGUCAGAAAGUGAUAUCAGUGCUUCCAGUCACGUUUAUUCGUCUCCUGGUCCAAAUUCAGCCCCUCACUUUCAGUCUAGUCUGGUCCAGCAGUAUUACCCACGCAGUACACUUCGAGGUAUGACACACGGUGCAAGAGGGCUCUUCCACUCCUCACUUCGCUCACCUGGGGCUUCCAGAGGUGGUUAUGAGGUGCACAGGGUAAACAUCCGUGCUCCAGGAGGAGGUUUUGCUGCCCAAACCCAUCGUGAGACUGGAUCUGCUCCUUAUACCGCCCAAGAGAACGGGUAUCAGCCGAGUCAUAAACGUCCUGGAGGAACCGCACCUCGGAGGAACAGCUCAGUUGGUUGGAGUGACUCCUCCCAGGUGAGCAGCCCAGACCGGGAGGGCACGUUUAUCAUCGACUCGGCUCAGGGUGACACUCACUCCAUGUCGAUCGCCGGCCCUCCUCCUCACACCCUGAUGCACGUGUACCCGCAACUCCGCGUGGCCUUUUCAGCCGCCCGUGCCACCAACCUGGCACCAGGUACCCUGGACCAGCCUAUUGCCUUCGACCUGCUCCAUAGUAACCUCGGCGGUGCGUUUGACGCCCCCUCUGGUCACUUCUCCUGCCCGGCUGCUGGCACCUACGUUUUCUUUUUCCACAUCCUCAAGCUGGCCAUCAGCGUCCCGCUGUACGUCAAUCUGAUGCGCAACGACGAGGUGAUGGCUUCGGCAUACGCCAACGAUGGCGCACCCGACCACGAGACGGCCAGCAACCACGCCGUUCUGCCUCUGCACGUCGGCGAUCACAUCUGGCUUCGUCUCCACCGUGGCGCCAUCUACGGAAGCAGCUGGAAGUACAGCACCUUCUCAGGCUUCCUGCUCUACAUGGAUUGACUUCCAUAUUGUCACUCCUAUACAGGCACAUACUGUACACUGGGAAAUUGAGGCUUCCCUGCUAAUCACUCACCGCACUUUAUCUCCUCUUCUCGAUCCUCCUCGCACACACUAGCACUCAAUGUGAUAAGGUUCAUGUCUGCUAAUUCCGAGCCGGUUUACGUUCGUUUGGAUCCCGGCGUCCUCUUGAAGCCAUGUCUGCUGAUUUGUGCCUUUUUCUUUCUUGGUUUCUGAGCACUUGAAAUCGCUUGAAAAUAAUGUAGUUUAUCUGAAUACUUGACACGUUGAGCACUUUAAAAAAUGGCGGCACUGUGACUGUGUGUGUGGUGGAUGACUUGUGAAUGCUGAACCAAAUGCUCCUACUUUGUGCCUGAAUAAAAGAUGUGCAAAAUUA
Molecule: messenger RNA, 3371 nt
Organism: Silurus meridionalis
Lineage: Eukaryota; Metazoa; Chordata; Actinopteri; Siluriformes; Siluridae
Gene: caprin2
Product: caprin family member 2
Biological process (GO): positive regulation of canonical Wnt signaling pathway
Cellular component (GO): cytoplasm
Molecular function (GO): signaling receptor binding
Source: RefSeq, a predicted model, not a curated record